Molecule: messenger RNA, 582 nt
Organism: Candida dubliniensis CD36
Lineage: Eukaryota; Fungi; Ascomycota; Pichiomycetes; Serinales; Debaryomycetaceae
Gene: RCN1
Product: Rcn1p
Exons: 1
Coding region: 1-582 (193 amino acids)
Biological process (GO): calcium-mediated signaling
Cellular component (GO): nucleus; cytoplasm
Molecular function (GO): calcium-dependent protein serine/threonine phosphatase regulator activity
Source: RefSeq, a predicted model, not a curated record
AUGCCAAGAAAACCGACUAAUACAUUAAUCAUUACUAAUAUUGAUGAUUCAUUAUUAUCAAAUCCUCAACCAAUAAUUUCAAUAUUGGGUGAUCAACCAUAUAUGAUUGAAUUAAUUGUAUUAAUGAAAUUUAAACGAAUUUUAUUAUAUUGUCAAACUUCCAAAAUCGCCACCAAGACGAAAACAUUUUUAUUAAAUCAAUGGGAAACAACAAUUGGUGGAAAUACAAUAUCAAUUAGUUACAGUUUAAAAGAUAAUAGUAGAAUACUAAAUCUGGAUGAUGAUGAAGAGGAGGAAGAAUCACAUGGAGUAGGGGGAAGAUUUUUGGAUAUACCGAAAGAUCUUGAAAUUAAACGAUUUUUAAUCUCACCACCAGCUUCACCACAUAGUGAAUGGGAUGAUUGGGAUAAAGUUGAAGAAGGACCAAAUGAAACAAAUAUUCAUGAUUAUUUAUGGGAAAAAUUGAAAACUCAUGAAAAUGAAGAGAAAGAGAGAAGUAUAAAUGAUGAUGAUGAUGAUGAAUGUGACAAUAUUGAACAAAUGGAACUUCCGAAAAUUGUUCUUAAUGCAACUGAUAAUUAA